Triticum turgidum subsp. durum (durum wheat) is the source of this 1446-nucleotide messenger RNA. Lineage: Eukaryota; Viridiplantae; Streptophyta; Magnoliopsida; Poales; Poaceae. The record is from the annotation of a GenBank genome assembly.
AUGGCGCCCGUGGAGACGGAGAAAUCCAUUACUCUUCCACGAACACACAUUGUUCUCGUCCCGCUCAUGGGGCAGGGCCACACCACCCCCAUGGCCGACCUUGCGUGCCUCAUUGCGGGACGCGGCGUGCGAGUGAGCCUCGUCACCACGCCCGUCAACGCUGCGCGCCUGCGGGGACUAGCCGACAGGGCGCGGAGCGCCAUGUUGCCGCUGGAAAUUGUCGAGCUCCCAUUCCCGCCGGCCGACGACGGGCUGCCCCGGGGCAGCAGCGACAAUAGCGACAAUGUCCUCCAAUUGUUCCUGUCCCUCUAUAGGCUAGCCGGGCCACUCGAGGCGUACGUGCGCUCGCUGCCCUGGCGCCCCAGCUGCAUCAUCUCCGACUCCUGCAACCCGUGGACGGUCGGCGUCGCCAGGAGCGUUGGGGUCCCUCGGCUCACCUUCACCGGCCCUUCCUGCUUCUACUCGCUCUGCGACUUCAAUGUCGUAAAGCACGGGCUUCUUCACAGCGGCAACGUCGUGCCGGGCAUGCCGGUGCGAGUGGAGUUGAGCAAGGACACAUGGGCCGCUGCCUUCUUAACUUGCAUGCCUGCGUGGGGGAAGUUCGUGGAGGAGGUGAGGGAGGGCAUCCGCACGGCCGACGGUGCCGUGGUGAACACGUUCCGGGGCCUUGAGGAACAGUUCGUCGCAUGCUACGAGGCAGCGUUGGGCAAGCCGGUGUGGGCGCUCGGGCCCUUCUUCCUCAAUAGCCGGGACGAGGAGGCACGCACCAUAGACCAGAGCACGGUCAUCGCUUGGCUGGACAUGAUGGACCAAAGCACGGUCGUCUAUGUCUGUUUCGGCAGCCUCGCGCAGAUGCUUCCCAAGAAGCUGUACGAGAUCGGACACGGCCUCGAGGACUCUGGGAAGCCAUUCCUUUGGGUGGUGAAGGAGUCCGAGACGGUUUUGCCAGAAGCAAAAGAGUGGCUCCAAGCCCUCGAGAUGCGCACGGCAGGGCAUGGGCUCAUAGUGCAUGGCUGGGCGCCUCAGGUCGCCAUCCUGUCACACCGCGCCGUAGGUGGCUUCAUGACCCACUGCGGGUGGAACUCGCUGCUGGAGUCCGUCGCGCAAGGCGUGCCUGUCAUGACGUGGCCUCACUUCGGUGACCAGUUCCUCAAUGAGCAGCUUGCGGUGGACGUACUUGGCGUCGGCGUGCCAGUUAGGCCGUUCGAUGGCGAAAAGGCCGUGGACCUUGUAGUGCGGGGGCACAUUGCACGAGCAGUGUCGGAGCUGAUGGGCGAUGGGGCAGUGGCAGAGGAGAGGAGGAGAAAGUGCAAGGAGUACCGGGAGAGAGCUCACGGAGCCAUGGCGAAAGGAGGCUCGUCGCAUGGAAACCUGACACUGCUAUUACGCAGCUUCAUGCGGAGUGGCAGCAAGGAACAGGUUAAUUCCGUUUGCUCUGCUAGGUGA